Molecule: messenger RNA, 885 nt
Organism: Coniosporium apollinis CBS 100218
Lineage: Eukaryota; Fungi; Ascomycota; Dothideomycetes
Exons: 3
Coding region: 1-885 (294 amino acids)
Source: RefSeq, a predicted model, not a curated record
AUGGAGAGCAACCAAUUCGACCUCUCGCUCGGCCUGAAUGGUACCCACGUCGUUGUCACCGGAGGCGCCGGUUUGAUCGGGAGUGUUGUGGUGAAAGCGUUCAUCGCAGCGGGAUCAUCGGUCUCCUCCCUUGACAUCAGGCACGACAAAGUGACACGAGUCUCGGAGCAGCUGCUAGAAAUCGAGGCCGACAUCUCGUCCACCGAAUCAAUGCAGAGAGCUUGGGCAGACGCGGAACAUAGUUUUGGGCCCGUCAUAUGUUGCGUUGCGCUCGCGUCCCUCGACCUAAGCGUGCUGCAGCACCACGACAGCGCCGCAGACAUGUCGCUAGAGCAGUUUAAGCGGACUAUGGAUGUCAAUGUGGGCGGGACUUUCCUGGCUGCAAAGCUGUGGCUCCAGGGGUUGAGGGAACAGCGAGCUACUCGGGGCAGGGCUGAAGAAGAUAGGAAGAAGAACCGGCCGCAUGAGGAGAACCCCUGGAGGAACGUGGGGUUAAUUAUGGUGGGGAGUGAGAGUGGCUGGUUCGGCGAGAGGUCGAAUGCCGAUUAUGCGGCGUCGAAGAGCGCGGUCCAGGUUGGGUUGUUGCAGAGCUUGAAGUCUGAUGUGCCCAGGGUCUGGCCGGGUGCGAGGGUAAACGCGAUUGCGCCAGGUCCUGUGGAUACAGCACGGUUCAAAGAGGAGUGCAAGCAGGAUCCCAACCAGUACUAUCUCGAUGCGCAAGCCACUACCGCGCUGUGUAAACCGGUCCCUGUCGAGGCAGUUGCAAGAAGCAUCGUCUUCCUGGCGAGCGAGAAAUGGUCUGGCAAUGUCCAUGGCCAGGUUCUUAAUGUCGACUCAGGGAAGCAAGGCAAACUCAUGUGGUCACGAGACGAAUGUUCUGCUUGA